Molecule: messenger RNA, 481 nt
Organism: Tinamus guttatus (white-throated tinamou)
Lineage: Eukaryota; Metazoa; Chordata; Aves; Tinamiformes; Tinamidae
Gene: MPC1
Product: mitochondrial pyruvate carrier 1
Biological process (GO): pyruvate import into mitochondria
Cellular component (GO): mitochondrial inner membrane
Source: RefSeq, a predicted model, not a curated record
GCCCUGCGCGGGCGCCAUGGCGGGCGCGCUGGCCCGCAAGGCCGCGGACUAUGUGCGCAGCAAGGACUUCCGGGACUACCUCAUGAGCACACACUUCUGGGGGCCAGUGGCGAACUGGGGACUUCCUAUUGCUGCUUUUAAUGAUAUGAAGAAAUCUCCAGAAAUCAUUAGCGGCCGAAUGACAUUUGCACUGUGUUGUUACUCCUUGACUUUCAUGAGAUUUGCCUACAAAGUACAGCCAAGAAACUGGCUUCUCUUUGCAUGCCACUUUACUAAUGAAAUUGCACAACUUAUUCAAGGAGGACGACUGAUCAAACACAGGCUGGAGAAAAAGAACUAAGUAUCUCUUAACUUGAAAUACAGCUGGAAGCCUGUUCAUCCUGAAUUGCAACUAAGGAAGACUUGCCAUCUACAGUUGCUGUGAUGAUUACAGUGGGGUUAAAAUUGAAACACCAUUAUGAAUGAUCCCUCUCCCCUAAAU